UCUCUCCUGAGCUGCUGCCUCGGUCGGUCUCUCAUUCUUCUCGGGAGUCUCUAGGUGGAAACAUGUGUUCAGCAAGUACGCCGGGCAGCGGCAGCCUCUGCUUCACCCUGCUGGUUCUCACACUCACCAUCCCAGGCAUAAUUGGCGGUGUUCAAGUUUCUAUACCACCUGUGGUGGAAGCAGAGAUUGGAAAGCCCAUCAGCAUACCAUGUGUUCCCGAGAUAUCCACUCCAAGCACUAUGAAAUAUGUCCAAUGGUUUGUUAUGGAGAAGAAUACUCGGCAACGAAUCUAUUUCCAAGAUGAAGAAAACAGAAUUAUUAACAAUAACACUGAUUACACUGAUCGAAUCAAUGUGGAUAAGAGCUACACUCUGACCAUUGACAAUGUUGAGCUUCAAGAUGAGCGGACAUUUUGUUGCCAAGUUGGUGCUGGUCCAGCAGGCAAUGGUGAAGCCACAACAGAGCUGAAGGUUUAUGGUGCACCAGAAAGACCUGAGAUACGGCCAAGUAAUAACCUCAUAUCAGUCAUGAAAACAGAACCAUCAAAGAUUGCCACAUGUCAGACUAGGAAUGGUUAUCCUGCUCCCAACAUAACAUGGUACAAGGAUCGCACCCCAUUGCAAGCUACCACCAAGAUAAACAACAAGAUGUAUAUGAUUUCUCAGGCCACAAAGGAGCCCAGUGGACUUUAUACCAUCGCUAGCACACUUUAUUAUAUGCCUGAGAAGAAGGACAAAGAUUCUAAAUUUUUUUGUGAGGUAAACUACAGGAUGCCACCAGGAUUAGACAAAAUGGAGUCUAAUAGGAUCAAGAUCCAAAUAUCCUAUCCAACAGAAAAUGUGGAAUUUCAGCACUUGCCCAAAGUAUUGAAGGAGACAGAUAAUGUGACCCUAAUGUGCAACUCCGAUGGCUCAUCUUCUGUUGAAUACACCUUUUACAGAGUGCAGGGUGGACAAGAAGAGGAGAUCCUUGCAAGUGGCACUGACAACACCUUCGAACUUGUUGGAGUGAAACGAAAUGAGAGUGGUGUUUAUGGCUGUAGAGUGCUGGACUUUGAUGCAGAUGACACGGAUUUUGAUGCAAACAAGACAAUAACAAUCAAUUAUCUGGAUCCAAUUGCACUGAAACCAAAAGGACCAUAUAUUUUUAAGGAGGGUGACAAAAAUAAAAGCAUCUAUUGUAGCGCAGAGGGAUCACAACAGACAUCUGUGAUUUGGAAAAAACACAAGAAGAUAGUCGGUUCUGCAAAUCUUCUUCAACUACCUGUGGUCACAUCUGAUGAUUCUGGAAACUACACCUGUGAAGUUACAAUCAGGGAUGUUACAAAUCUGCAUCGAAAAAAGUCCAUCAGAGUUACAGUCGAAGGACCACCUAAAGUCAACUGUACAGAGAAGAUAUUACACAAAGGUCAACAUUAUGUCAACUUAACUUGUACUUUCAAAGGCUAUCCAACACCAAACAUUACAUGUAGCUUUGGAAAGGAGGUCCAGGCCAUAAGAAAGCGCCAGCUGACGAAUCACAUUGUUAUCAGUGAGUUGAUUCUACCACUUCCUGCAGAGGCACUGAAUGUGACUUGUACUGGCAGCAACAAACAUGGGAGUAAGACUCUCAACUCCAUACUACACAGAGAGUCACUGGCAAUUUCAACAAAAGGGCCUCCUAUUGCUGAGUCAAUGGCAGUUUCUACGAAAGGGCCUCCUAUUGCCGGGAAGACUCAGAGAGGGAGCAGUGGUGGAAUGUUGAUAGUCAUCAUCAUUGUGUGCAUCAUUCUUCUUGCCUUCCUGGGUGCUGUCCUGUACUUCCUGUACAAAAAGGGAAAGAUCCCCUGUGGCCGUUCAGGGAAACAAGACAUCACACGGACAGAUGCUCAUGACGAUGUUGUUGUGGAAGUUAAAAAUGACCAGAAGGCUCCAGAAGAGACAGUGCUUCUACAAGGCGUUAAUGGAGAGAAAAAGUUGCCCACUGACCAGUGAAGAGAGAUGAAGCAAUAUGCAAACCAGUGGAAUGAAGACAAGUAACCACAGUGCUCCCAGCCGAACCAGACCACACGGAUUAUGACAGUGACAUGAAUUGUCUAUGCCUUUAGAAACGCUGCACAUGCUCCUACACUGAAGCAGUUUCAACAAUGCUGGAGCCUUUCUUUCACUGGAAACCACUGAACACUUUACUGAAAUGACCAUAUGGCCUGUUGAUCCCACUAAUAUUUCCACUGUCAAACUGGUUCCUGAUGUUAUUAUUUCUGUUUGAUCUCUGCAAUUGCAUAUUACCUCUUAGCUGUAUAUUUCUGCUCAAGUUAUAUAUUGUCACAUCGGCAGUUACAGAGUACAAAUUGCCUGUCCAGGCUUCAACCCCUUAACACAAUUGAAAAGAAAUUUCAUGUCACUUUUCUUUACAAUUCUUAGAAAUUCCAAUUAAACACAGCAAUUUAUAAUUUAACAUUUUAAACAAGAAUGUAUAUUAAAAAGCAUCCAGAUUACAACGUGUUGUUCCAAGAGGAAAUUCUCAGGACUGUGCUAGCAUGGUUCUAACUAGUUGCAGACAGGUUUUUGCGUAAGACACAACUAACGAAAUGACACAAGUCAUGGUGUGUAAUUGACAUUAGGAAACAUGAUGUGGCACAUUUGUACAUAUUUUAAUCAAUAUCCCCACCUCUAGUCAGGAGAAUUAGUUAUGUGUUCAAAAAGUAUUUUUGUAGAUGUCAGCUGCAGUCUGUACUUAGCACUCAUUCGGCUAGACGAACUUCAGUCAGUGAUAUAGAGCAAUAGGGUUACGAGUAAGCAGGGGUUUUAAUUCUCAGUUCUUUGCAAUAGAAACACGAGCAUUAGUAAGAUCAGGAAUCUUUCAGUCAAUCAACAGAAUCCAAAAAUUGUUUGUUUGAAUGGAUUUUCUGUUGGAAAUGCUGAACACAUAUUGAAAAUGAUAUUUACUCUCUGCUAAGCCCAAACCAAAUGCACUGCACUAUAGGUAAUUUUAACUACACUUCAACAUCAGUAGUUCUCCCCUAAAUGAAGCUUCCAAAAAUAAUGAUUUGGUUGCAGUGCAGAAUUUACACCAUCACCAAACCUUCAUUCAGUUACAAGCGCAAGUCCUCACCAACGUAGAACCGUGGUUUCUUUCUGGUAGGACACAUGCUCCAUUGAAAAUAAUCCCAAUUCAUUUUCAAAUUAGUGAUCUGUUUUCCCUUUCAUGAUCACUUCGUCUGUAAAAAUGUAAAGGAAACAUCAUGUUUAUUGUUGGAUAAACUGCUGACUAGGAAAGCAUAUACUUUCCUCUAUGACAAUGAAGUUAAAAGAAUGCUAGCUUCUGUUUCUCACUCCACUGUUCUGGUGAGUAUUUCCAGCAUUCUGUGUUUGUAAUUGCCGUGAGGGAGCAGAAUGCAUGGGGUGUGGAAUGGAAAUUCUCCUUUUUAACCUUCAGGAUAUGUUUCUGCAAACUUGGGAGCUCAGCCAGCUCCACACCAAAGCACCAAGGCUAGAUGAUUGCAUUCUGUCCAGUUGCCUAUAAGCCUGGGUGUUGGUUCUUAGUGUAGUUUAUAAAGAAUUUGCAUGUUGUUAAAUCAGAGGACACCUUUUAGUCCUGUUUCUUCUGCAGGCUGUGUCUGCAGCAGUCAACACCACUGAAAAGUCUCUCAGCCUUCAACUUGCCCACUUGCAGAACAAUUUGGCUUACUUUAUAUUUUGCAAAUACUGACUUUUUUUAAGCUAAUUGACAUGAGCGGCAACAUUAAAAGCAGCAACUAACAAAAGUCUCACUCAGUGGCCAAGGCAUUGGCCUGUAGUUAGAUUGCAUGAAAUGUUAGACCCUAGUGCACAGAAAGGGCAAUGUUUCCUGUCACAUGCUUGGUGUAUAGCUCAAACUGUAGAAAGUUAAAUUACCAGAAUUUUUUUAUUUGCAGGGCUAAGUUGUUGAGUGGUGUGGGAAAUUAAAUGUGGGAAUAAUUUCCUUUAAAGGUCUGACAGAUCGGCACAACAUCGAGGGCUGAAGGUCCUGUACUGUGCUGUUAUGUUCUACGUUAAAGAUUUUGUUUGUGAAGGAUAUGGGUUCCUGAGAACUUUAGAGUUUUGGUUUAUCUUUCUGAUAAUCCCAGCACUGCUCAUCUCUGGUACUGAGCGCAUCAUACAAGUCAGAAGAUCCCAGUUUAAAUGAAGACCAGUUACUAUUCUACAACUUCUAAUAUUAAUUCAUUUAUUGGUUAUAGUGAUCUGCAUUUCCCCACCAUGCAGAUUACUGCAUUUCAAUUGCUUCCUUUCCUGCCCAUAUUUGAGACCUUUUGAGUGCAGUCAAUGGAAAACCCACACACAACUUCUUCAUUAUCUGAAUGAAUAGUAGGUGGGAAAGAAAAUAAAAACAAGUGCCGGCAAAACACUUUCUGCACAAGUGUUGUCAGACUUGUGGCAUUUCUCUAACACUUUCUAUUUUUAUUUUAGAUCUCCAGCAUCUGCAAUACUCUUAUUGAAUGACGGGAAUCUUUACUAAGGUCCUCAAAUGGUGAUCAGAGCAUCACAAAAAUCUAAGACCCCUCUCUAAGAAGCUGGUCUGACUGCCAAAAGUUUAAUAUUGCAUUUGAGGAUGAAAGAAAGCAUUAUAAUGAUGUAGUGCAUCACUGUAGAAUGAGCUGUGUCUCACUCACACUGCCAUUGCUGCAGUUAAUUGGUCAUCUCUGACUCAUGCGGAAGGGAGGCCUGUAAGCAUAUUAACACGUGGCUGUGCUAAAGUUACUUGCUUGUUUGCCAUUUAUGUUGAAAUUUUAACAACAUUGCGACAGAGGCUGAGGCUGUGGCUGGAUGUUUUAAAAUACGCAAAAUUAAUUAGUUAAAAUUAUAUUGUACACCGAUUUGAACUGUUGCAGAGUUAGUGUAAUGCCACAGAAAGUGUUUCAUGUAAAUAGAGUGAAGCCCAUUAACAAGAAAGCAACUUUUUGUUCAAAUGAUGUUGGGACUAGACUAGUUAAAAGAUGUGGCCAGCUGGGUAGGCAGCUCUUGCAGUCAAUGAAACAACAGUAGUUACACCAUUCUUGAGUGAGUGGCUGAAUAUACUGACAGACAUUACCAAAUACUACCCACCAUGGCAGAGUCCCUAACUGAUGAAAAUAGCAUGCCCACGACCUCAGAGGUCUGCAAUCACCUCAGUCUUUCAGAGCUCAAGGUUUUUUGUUUCUAUUUGUGUCACUCGCUAGGCCAGCAUUUACUGUCCAUCCCUAGCUGCCCAGAUGUUAAUUAAGUGUCAGUCACAUUGCUGUGGGUCCAGAGUCACAUGAAGGCCCGAGCAGGCAAGGUCAGUCAGGGUGACAGUUUGCUUCUCUAAAUGGACAUUAGUGAACUGGGUAUGUUUUUCUGACAUUCAGCAAUGGUUUCAUCAUCAUCACUAGACUUGUUAUUCCAGAUUAUUUUUAUUGAAUUCAAAUUUCAUUAUGUGGGUCUCUGGAUUAAUAGUCUAGUGAUAAUAGCACUAGGCCAUUUUCUCCCCAACUGAAAAAAAAACAUUUCCUUCUCUAUUGGGUCAGUUCAUCAUUGGGCCUAAAAUUCACAGCCUGAUGUUGGAGCCUUACUUUUGGCUUGAAACUACUGACAACAGUAAUUAAGGUAUUAAGCACAACUAAGUAUUUCUGUACAUUAUUUUGUACAACAUCAGUUCUGCACAGAUAAGAGUUAAUGAAGCUACCAUUACUGACUCACAGUGUAUAUACAAGUUGCUCUAAACUACACUUUCGAGGCUCCUCUGCGAGUACAUGACCAGUGUCAGGAUCUGUCAUGCGUCCUGCACAGCCUCAUUCCAUUGAAGUACUUUGUCUUAUGUAAAUUUGAAAUAAAAACUGUGACUGACUUUUUUAUGACUUGCAAAGAAAAUGCUAAAUAAAGUAAUGUUGCAAAUACCUGA
Molecule: messenger RNA, 5877 nt
Organism: Stegostoma tigrinum
Lineage: Eukaryota; Metazoa; Chordata; Chondrichthyes; Orectolobiformes; Stegostomatidae
Gene: mcamb
Product: melanoma cell adhesion molecule b
Exons: 17
Coding region: 63-1973 (636 amino acids)
Biological process (GO): angiogenesis
Cellular component (GO): plasma membrane
Source: RefSeq, a predicted model, not a curated record